AACGAGACGACAUAUAAACAUCAUUUCAUUUAAAACACAUCAAAUAUCAUUCAUGCAGACCAUCGUUGUCGGAAAAUAUAGCCGAAUUUCUUUUUUCGCCAUUUUGCCAAUUCUCUUCCAAAUUGUUUAUUCUUUUCUUGAUCAUUUAUACAUUUCAUAAUCACUCCCGCUAGUUAUUGCGGGUUUGUUUUUUUUUUUUUGUUUUUUUAAAUUUCCUUCUCAAGAUUACAUAUCUCUAUUUCAUUUAAUUGAUCCAAUAUUCUUCCCUUUUCUAUUAUACCUUGCAUGAAAAAACUCACGAGAAAUCAAAGCAGUUAUUUUGAUAGGAAAAAAGAUAUAUAAUUAUUUGUAAAAAAUGAGUGGAGGUGGAGAUCAAGGAGAAGGGUCAUUGGAAUUUACACCAACAUGGGUGGUUGCUGCUGUAUGCACCGUCAUUGUUUCCAUUUCUCUUGCUCUUGAACGUCUCCUCCACUAUACUGGAAAGCAUCUGAAGAAGAAGAAACAGAAGCAUCUCUAUGAAGCCUUACAGAAAGUUAAAGAAGAGUUGAUGCUCUUGGGGUUCAUAUCCCUGCUAUUAACAGUAUUUCAAAGUCGUAUAGUCAAAUUUUGUGUGCCUCAUCGUGUCAUAACACACUUACUUCCAUGCGCGUUAUCUUUGGAGGGUUCUUCAUCUCAUGAAGAGCCUCAUGCUAGAAAUCAGUCGGUUCACUAUCAUGCUGGUCCUCCUCACCAUCGGCAUUUGCUUGCAGAAGAAAUGACUGCUGAGGGUUACUGCCAUAAAAAACAUAAGGUCCCGUUACUAUCUCUUGAGGCGUUGCAUCACCUUCAUAUUUUUAUCUUUGUCUUAGCUAUCGUGCAUGUGACUUUCACUGUUCUGACUAUUAUAUUUGGAGGAACAAAGAUACGUCAAUGGAAGUCCUGGGAGGAUGCAAUAGUGAAAGAUAAUCCUGAGUCCGAACAUGAUCAUUUGAGACCAGCAGUUACCCAUGUCCAUGAACAUGAUUUUAUCAGGAACCGGUUUCAGGGUAUCGGUAAACAGUCAGCCAUUUUGGGUUGGGUGCACUCUUUCUUUAAGCAAUUUUAUUCUUCUGUCAACGAGUCAGAUUAUAGAGCACUUCGUUUGGGAUUCAUUAUGACACACUGCAGGGGAAAUCCAAGAUUCAAUUUUCACAGGUACAUGAUACGUGCACUGGAAGACGAUUUUAGGACAGUUGUCGGUAUCAGUUGGUAUCUCUGGAUAUUCGUAAUCCUCUUCUUGUUGCUUAAUAUUAAUGGUUGGCAUACAUAUUUCUGGAUUGCUUUCAUCCCUUUUAUUCUUCUGCUUGCUGUGGGGACAAAAUUGGAGCAUGUGAUUAUACAGUUAGCUCAUGAGAUUGCUGAGAAACAUGUAGCAGUAGAAGGUGAAUUGAUUGUAACACCAUCUGAUAAUCACUUUUGGUUCGACCGACCUCAAAUUGUCCUCUUCUUGAUACAUUUUAUUCUCUUCCAAAAUGCUUUUGAGAUAGCAUUUUUCUUCUGGAUCUUGUUCCAGUAUGGGUUUUACUCCUGCAUUAUGGGAAAAUACGUGUUCGUUAUUCCUCGGCUUGUCAUAGGGGUAUUCAUUCAGGUUUUAUGCAGCUAUAGCACAUUGCCACUUUAUGCUUUAGUCACACAGAUGGGGAGUCAUUAUAAGAAGUCGAUGUUUGAUGAUCAUGUUCAAGCUUGUCUUCUGGAUUGGGCUGAGAAGGUUAAAAAGAAGAAGGGACAUAAGGCUGAUAGAGAUAGCUUUAGCCAUUCAACUGAGGGUUCUUCUCUAGGAUCACCAAUGUCUGUAAAUGGGCACAAAGAAUUAAAUCAAACUGGGGUUUAGCUGACACUUGGAUCCAUGUGAUUUAGAUUGUAUUGUGUAAAACUGGAGUAUGAUCAAAUAUUCAAUCUUCUAAAUAUGGAUGUAUGAUAAUAGUGCCAAAAAGGUCUAGAAUCAGUUCCUGCAUAUAAAUCUUGGGCUUUAGAUUUUUAUUUUGCGUGAUGA
This is a messenger RNA of Lycium ferocissimum, 2011 nucleotides long. RefSeq names its product MLO-like protein 1. The coding region runs from base 356 to 1849 and encodes 497 amino acids. The record is from RefSeq and is a predicted model, not a curated record. Lineage: Eukaryota; Viridiplantae; Streptophyta; Magnoliopsida; Solanales; Solanaceae. Gene Ontology annotation, biological process: defense response. The transcript is spliced from 14 exons. Gene Ontology annotation, cellular component: membrane.